This is a messenger RNA of Pogonomyrmex barbatus (red harvester ant), 4015 nucleotides long. Its product is annotated as Myb-interacting protein 120. Lineage: Eukaryota; Metazoa; Arthropoda; Insecta; Hymenoptera; Formicidae. Gene Ontology annotation, biological process: regulation of DNA-templated transcription. Gene Ontology annotation, cellular component: nucleus. The record is from RefSeq and is a predicted model, not a curated record.
AUAUUUACGUUAUAAUACUUUAUUUUUGUGAUAAAUUACAUUAAAAAUUAUACAUAUUGGACUGCCACGUAUCAUCCGUGAUUCUUCGUGUUCCCGCUGGCGGCGCCACAGCGCUGCCCUCGACACGGAUAGAGGAGUUACCCGUCUCAUUAGCAGUUCGUCAAUCACCGACCCGUUCAAUCUUCGCCCGCGUAAGCGCGAGAAAUGUCGCGACUGCUCGCGAAGUGCGUGAAACCGUGUUCGCGUCCCGUCCGCGCCCGUUGCACGCGAUAAUAUCCAUCUCGCUGUCUCUCGUACCGCCCGUUCGGCCCGGACGGCUGCGUUAUCACGCGGAACGCUCGCUUUUCCCCAGCCGCAAUUUUCACACUCGCGAGAGUGAUGCACUGUGGGCCAGCAAUGGUGGGCGCGUGAUUUUGAACAAUUCGAGCUAUCGAAGGAACGCGCAGGUACGUGUUUACCGGACGACGGGAUACGCGCGACGCUGAUUCUGCGCCGCUUCCUCGGGACGUCCGCCGUCCGGGAUAUCAGCCGACGGACGGGAUCGAGGUGCCGCGUCGCGGAUCACGGUCCGUGAUUUCCCUCGAUUCGACCCUCGGCUCGGUGGCCGCUCGUCCCCUUCCCCUCCCCCUUUCCCACGUCGCUCUCUGCCGAUCGCGGAAACUCCGUUUGAGGUUAGGUCGCGCGCCGUUUUAGCUUCGCGCCGUCGCGCGCGACAGCCUCCGCGACGUUCCGCCCGUCGCCGUGUCACGCGUCGUGGCGCGGACAACUCGUCGGACUGGCGCCGUCACGCCGCCCACGAACGAAUUGUCGCGUGCGCGCUCGAAAAUCCGCCUCGCAAAAAUGGCGCGUAUCGCCGUGAAGUCAUGGCGCUGAUGUUCCACGACGGCUUCGCGCGAGGAACUCCGUUUAUUUCCUUUUUUUUUCCUCCCUUUCCUUUCCCUGCCCUGGUCGAUCUUUCCUUCUUGUCCGGCGCGUUCGAAUCCGUGUCCCCGCGUUCAACGUAUUCGAAUCGCGCUCGCGGCAAAUUUCAUUCGAGUGAAACACGAUCGACGAUUGUCCCGCGAUUUUUCAAAAGGCGCAACUCCGUCGGAUUUAAAAUCACUCCCCGGUUUCGAGCGAAUGCUUGAUUGUUGACCACGUUGACAGCGAGUGACGAAAUCGUGGCGAAAUCGUGGCGAUUAGAUUACAAAUGAUCGAAGCCGUCGAUAGAUCGUGCGUUUGAAUAAGUAAACAAAAUUCUGUUUUUGUGGUAAAGUGAAAUAAAUGUUUGGACUCUUUUUUUUGUCUCUUUGACGAUCGUGUAUACAUGUAUUAUCGUCAUGUCCACUAAUAAAGGACAAAAUGCGAGAGCUCUAGUGGAGCCUCUGGCUUUAGAUUCGCGUACGUUAGGAGAUGGCGAUCUCAGUGCACUGAGCUUAUCUCAUAGUGGCGAGCAAUAUACAUCGAAUGAUUUUGAUGACUUUGCAAAUAUUCAAGCAGAGUUGGAGUGUAUAAAUCCAGAAAGUGUUAUGACAGACGACGACCGGAUAGUACUCGAGCGGAAUAUUGAGACUGAAACGAUAGUACCUGAUGUGGAGAUGACUGAAAUUUCCGAGCAAGUACAGGCUGAGCACAUUUACACAAUGGCCAAUCAGAAUAGCCAGAAUAUUGUGUUCCAAACGAAGCCCACAUUGCAGAGAGUACCUGUGUCGGCGGUUCAGAUGAAACCAAAUCUCUGCCAGACCACACAAAGUCAGUCGAUUAUGAUAGUGUCGCCUGCAAGUGGACAAGGCACUAGCCAAAUACUGAAGAUAUCGCACCCACCGACGGCUUCGGCCGAACAAUUACAGUCUUUAGCUCAGACUCUAAUUACUGGCAAAUCUGCAGAUGGAAGCGUUGUACAGUUGAGAGCCACUCAGCCCACCAAGUCCAUCGCAACAACUAAUGCCUCUGGGAACAUCACAAUCAGUAAUAUGCAGAACGUUAAGAUUUCGCAGCCACCGCUGAAACGAACGACACAGAACGUUUCACAAGGACGUAAUGUAUAUACGAAAAUGAUAUUAACGGGUAAUCAAUCACAAUCUGGGACUCAACAGGUUCUCAUCACGACCUCGCAAAGCGAGAAUCAAUCGACUCAGGGAAUUAAAUUUAUUAAUAAUAGUUCUACUUACGGCAGCCCUACGAAAAAUAUAACAUUGACACAAAUGGGCAUACUGUCUACCAAUAAACAACAUAUUUUACCAUCGUCUUCUCCGAAGCAGGGUAUGAUAUUGAACAAAUUGUUACAAUCUUCGACAUCUCAACCAUCAAAGGUGACCAUAGUACCAACAAAUACUGUAAAAUCACCAACAAAAAUUCUUCCUGCACCUAUGACUAUUCAAGCUAAAUCUUCGACAACGACAAAUCAACAGCCAACAUUUGUCUCGACCAAGUCAACUGUACAACAAAAUCCGAAAGUGAUCAUUAGACAGAGUUCUUUGAAACCUGGUAAUGUACUUGGAAGUGGACAGGUCAUUAGAAUACCUGCCAACCAGAAUAUUGUGACUGGAUCAAAUCAAGUUCAUCAAAUUCAAAUGUCCGGAAGACAAGUGCAAUAUGUGAGAUUAGUUAGUACUCCUUCAACAGGAUCUACUAAUGUCGUUACCGUAGGCAAAUCGAAGGCUAACACGACACUUCAGACUGUAGGUAUCGGUCAGAAAAUAGGAAAUCAACAACAAAUCGUAAAGGUUGUACCGCUGAAUACCGGAAGUCAAUCUUUGCGGACCGUUGCCCCGAAGGCAACGCUGACAACUAGUAGUCAAAAAUUGCUUAUACCGACAGCGACUGCGGCUGCUGUUGGCGGUCAGUCGAAGAGUGCAGUGGCAAUUCCCGCGUCAGCAUUGAGUCAGUUAGCGUCGGGACAAGCAGUUUUGUCAACCACUCCGAAUGUUGGAAACAUCGUUGUUCUACCUGCUCAAUUGAUUCAACAACAGUCAACAGAUGAAGUAAAGUUGAAGUCCCUCCAAACAGCACCAGGUCUCUUGGGAAGUUCGCAAAGUUCUACAGCAACUCUGUGCGUGAUUGAGGGAAAGAAUUCACAAAGAGGAGUUUACAGUACUGUAGAACCGAACGGAAUCAGGCCAAGAAAGCCGUGCAACUGCACGAAAUCACAGUGUCUUAAGCUUUAUUGCGAUUGCUUUGCGAACGGUGAAUUUUGUCACAUGUGCAAUUGCAACAAUUGCUCGAACAAUCUUGGAAACGAAGAGGAACGACAACGCGCGAUUAAAUCCUGUUUGGAGCGUAAUCCUAACGCCUUUCGGCCUAAAAUUGGGAAAGGCCGUGAGACUGGCGAAGAUAUAAGGAGACACAAUAAAGGCUGUAAUUGUAAACGUAGUGGUUGUCUUAAGAAUUAUUGCGAAUGUUACGAGGCAAAAAUCCCAUGUUCUGGAAAUUGUAAGUGUAUAGGUUGUCGCAACAUUGUGGAUCCAAUACUACAGAAGAAAUCACUAAAAGAUUUGGCGGAAGCAGCCGAAGUUAAAACAACUCAACUUAGUUUAAAUAAAGCGCAGUUACAAUUGUCCGAAAUGGCUUUCAGACCUCCUGCAACAUCUAAUACUGGUACAAGACAACCAUUUAAUUUUCUGACGGAAAAAGUAGUAGAGAUGACAUGCCAAUGUUUAAUGGCGCAAGCCGAUGAAGCAGAACGUAAUAUGUUCGACGAUGAAACGUCCCAACGUCUUAUCAUUGAGGAAUUUGGUCGAUGUUUAAAGGAGAUCAUCGAGUCAGCGCACAAAGCUGAAGCUACUUAGCAGGUAGCUUGAGGUAGAGUUGUGCAUUUAAAUUAUAAUAAUCUACAUCUAUGUGUAGGCAACAAACAAUGUAUAUGAUGUCAUCUAUGUAAACGACGAAUAAUCUAUGACUAUUGUGCAAAAUUGAAUUGGAAACAUUUUUUGUGUUAAAUAUUCCUGUUUAUAUUUCAAAAUUUAUGAACUAGAAAUUUAAUUUAUAAUAACUCGUUACAAUGCUACGAAAGUUGAAUAAAGUUGUUCUCUGAUUA